This is a messenger RNA of Cyprinodon variegatus (sheepshead minnow), 1147 nucleotides long. Its product is annotated as high affinity immunoglobulin gamma Fc receptor I-like. The record is from RefSeq and is a predicted model, not a curated record. Gene Ontology annotation, biological process: cell surface receptor signaling pathway. Lineage: Eukaryota; Metazoa; Chordata; Actinopteri; Cyprinodontiformes; Cyprinodontidae. Gene Ontology annotation, molecular function: transmembrane signaling receptor activity. The transcript has 6 exons. Bases 233 to 1147 code for a protein of 304 amino acids.
GGAAGAAGGCGGGCUUUAAAGGCGGACUGUAUUCUGAGGCCCCAACAGGAAAAGAUCAGUGAUCAGAUCGUGAAGUGACGCCAUGAUGGAAACAUCUCUGCAGUAUCUGCUCUUUUCCUGUUUGCUGCUUUGCUGCAUAAUAAAUGAAGGUUGGUUCAUUUAUAUUAAAAUUAAACUAAAUCAAUAUUCUGAUUAGUUUAAUAUACAUAAUUUUUAUAGAUACUACAAAUCAAUGUUUUUUCACAUUCCAGUCCUUCCAGUUGCUCUGACUGUGAGUCCCAGCAGAUCUCAGUUCUUUCAAUACGAGUCUGUGUCUCUGAGCUGUGAGGAGAACAGCAGCUCUGCUAACUGGACUGUAUGGAGGAACACAACCACAGGAACCAGGACUCAGUGUGGAGAUGGAUGGGGGGAACUAGCUGGUUCUACCUGUAACAUCAGCUACCUCCACCCAUCAGACAGUGGAGUUUACUGGUGUGGGUUGUCCAGAGAGGGAGCAGCCAGCAGCAGCAUCCAGCUCACUGUCACUGGUGGAUCAGUGAUCCUGCAGAGUCCUGUCCUCCCUGUGAUGGAGGGAGAUGACGUCACUCUGAGCUGUCGGAAUAAGACUCCCUCCAACCUCCCAGCUACUUUCUAUAAAGAUGGCUCCCUCAUCAGGACUGAGCCCAAAGGUCACAUGACCCUCCACCAUGUGAACCGCUCUGAUGAAGGCCUCUACAGGUGUUACAUCAGCGGUCAUGGAGAGUCUCCAUCCAGCUGGAUCUCUGUUGAAGAUAAAUCAUCAACCAAUGUCCCCACCAGAAAUACUCCUCCUCCUCUUCCUCCACCUUCCCAGUCUCUUUUCUAUCUGCUCCUUUCUCUUUCAUCCAUCAUUGUUGUGGUUCUGCUGCUGGUUCUGGUUCUGAUGGUGAGACGAUGUGUUAAAAAAGAGUCUGAGGGUCAUCCACAAGUUGAAGAGGACAACAUUACUUACAGUAAUGUCAAGAUUUCGCAUCAUCAACGACAGAAAAACAUUAAAAAAGAAAGUGACGAGACUUCAGUUUACUCUACAGUGAGACCUGAUGAUUUAACAUACGGAGAAAUCACCAUAAAAAACAAGAAAAAGAAGUCAAAGUGCCCAGGUAAAACUCUUCCUUUACAGCUCUUCUGA